Messenger RNA from Habropoda laboriosa, 825 nucleotides. RefSeq names its product chymotrypsin-2-like. Gene Ontology annotation, molecular function: serine-type endopeptidase activity. Bases 1 to 825 code for a protein of 274 amino acids. NCBI's taxonomy places the organism in Eukaryota, Metazoa, Arthropoda, Insecta, Hymenoptera, Apidae. Gene Ontology annotation, biological process: proteolysis. The transcript is spliced from 6 exons. The record is from RefSeq and is a predicted model, not a curated record.
AUGUUACUACAAAGUAACUGUAUGUUCAAAUUGCUUAGGAAAGACAGAUCUUUCAGUUGUUUUGCAUUUAAAAGAUAUUUCGUAAUAAUCGAAGAGGCAAAUAUACAUGCAUACAAAUUGACCAUCGAUGAAAAUAUAAGCGAAGUUCCAAAAAUCGUGGGUGGUUCCGUGGCAGAGGAUGGACUGUAUCCUUAUCAAGCUUCGCUUCGUUUUAAAAACCGUCAUUUCUGCGGAGGAUCGGUGUUAAACGAAAGAUGGAUCCUAACAGCCGCUCAUUGUUUAUCAAGUUUCAAUGACACAGCAAUAGCCGUCGUGUUAGGUUCGAACACUCUGGACAAUGGUGGCGACGAAUAUCAAUCUGAAAAAGUAAUUGGUCAUCCAAAGUACAGUUCUGCAUUGAUCAGAAACGAUAUUGGAUUGAUCAAGUUAAGUAAAGACAUUGUUUUCGGUGACAAAGUGAAGCCUAUCUCGUUACCGAAUGAGAACUUCAGUAAAGUGGAUUAUCCUGCUGUAUUAUCCGGUUGGGGAACCACAAGCUAUCCUGGACAGACACCAAACGAGCUCUAUCACAUUCAACUGAGCGUGAUCGAUCAGAAAGAAUGUUUAAACGCUAGCUUUCGCAUCACCGACGACAAUAUCUGCACACUUAACAAGAGGGGUGAAGGCGCUUGUCACGGUGAUUCUGGCGGUCCUUUGGUCGCCGACAACGAACAGAUCGGUGUAGUAUCCUGGGGAAUACCGUGUGCAAGAGGUCGACCGGAUGUCUUCACCCGUGUCUACAGUUAUGUUGACUGGAUCAGGGGUCACGCUGAAAAUAAGAGUUAG